Pyricularia grisea is the source of this 2758-nucleotide messenger RNA. RefSeq lists its product as uncharacterized. The record is from RefSeq and is a predicted model, not a curated record. NCBI's taxonomy places the organism in Eukaryota, Fungi, Ascomycota, Sordariomycetes, Magnaporthales, Pyriculariaceae. Bases 1018 to 2067 code for a protein of 349 amino acids. The transcript is spliced from 2 exons.
CCGUGAUUUAUUUGUUUGUUGGUAGUUAUGUGUCUCUUUUUUUUUUUCUCUUUUUCUCUCUCUCUUUUCUCUUGCUCGUAUUUCCUCACAACUUUAUCUUAGUUCGAUAUAUUCUAUAAAGAGAGACAGCAACCAUAAAACCAAAAGAAAAAAAAUGGUUACAAAAAAAUGCCAAAGCGACCCAGGAACAGACAGUAACAUAAAAAAUUACAGUUUGAAUUGGUUUACAUUUGAAGCCCACCUGUCCUUGCCUCCCUCACCUCCACUAGCCUUUUGAUACCGGUCCUCCCGACAUCCGUGUUUAUGCAACAAGUCAUUACCGAACAUACCUCUUGACAAAAGCCCCCAACUUUCAUACUUUAAGAUCGCUAUCUUCCAUAAUUUUACCCAGCUGUCCGUGGGAGAAAAAAAAAAUUACCCACAGCCUGUCCUUGUAUCUUAAUACUUUACUAUCUUUUCUCUCACUCUCCCUCUCCCUCUUUUUGUGCCCCCCACUCACCACCACACACACACCUGGUGUUUACAUAACCGCGGGUAAAAAGCUGCUAUAACAACCAACAGCAUCUGUCACAGUCACUGGCUUGUGACGAAAUAAAGUUGAACAUACUUGGGUCAGCCGAUCAUAAGUCAUCUGUCUAAUCAGAAACACGGGGGUUGUUUGUAUUCAACCAUCCUCGGGACGUACCGCUCGAGGUUAUAUUCCCCCAAACAGUUCCGAUUUUCCCGCUUGCCGCUAAACACUUUUAACUCACCGAGCUGUGCAAGCUUCACGGACCGAGCCAUAAAGCCUCUCCUUUUGUAUAUGGGAGGUGAGCCUACGAGCAACAACAUCGCCGCUUGGUUCUCUGUUUGGAUGGUUCCAACUCGGCUAAUCUGAGGGUCGGGGCUUCCAAGGUGUGUUUUUGCAUUAUAUAUUUCUGUCCUAGGCAAAAAAGAAAUUACUGGCAGAUCGAUUCCAUCAUCCUAUCGAGACUUGAAGAAAAGAGAGAGAGAGAGAGAAAAAAAAUACAGGAAACCAUGGCUGCAGUCAGAUCCAACCCCUCAGUGAGGACGGACGGGCUGCCAGAUGAAAGCACGGAACAAUUGAACGUGGUGGAGUCCCCGGCCUCUGGCACUGCUUUGGCCCGUUUCGAGUUCGAGACGGACAAGGGCAACGAGGGAACCAAGAUACUCAUGGUAGAGUGGGACGCAGCCUCGUCGGCGACGGACAGCAGGCAGAUGGAGGACUGGCAGGUCUCGUGGGAAGGCAAGACCACCGUGCUCCCCAUCAGAGACCCGGACUCGUCCGAGGGCGACUCGUCGAACCGCCGCGUCUACUUCCUGCUGCCUCCGGGAGCCCCAAUACCGCCGCUGGUGACUAUUUCCAGGACCGGGGCCGGGGCCGCCUCGGAACCGCUGCGGACCAAGCCCCUACCGGCAAUCUUCCACCCGGCCCUGCUAGGUGCCGAGACCAGGCAGGAGGUUGGGUUGCGGGGCGUGCUUCACACCAUCUGGGCCAAGAAGCGGCUGGUGGAGCUGCAGGCCGAGAUGGACCGCGAGGCCAAGUCCAACGGGGAGAGCGUCGGGCUGGAGAUGGCGCUUCAGGAGAGGAACUGGAUAGUGGAGCACUUUGGCUUGUCCGAAUCGUAUGCGCCCACGCAGCAACAGCAGCAGCAGGCCGCGCCUCUCAGUCCGACGAGUCCGACAAGUCCAAGGUCUCCGAUCGGGGGAAAGCUGGGUGAGAAGUUGAAGGGUUUGAAGCUUGCCACUUCCCCUACGGAGCUGGCUGCUGCUUCUCAGCUCUCGAAAGCUCAAGUUUCAUCUCUGUCUCCUCAAGUAGCAGACGUGGCAAUACCAUCAUUUCUGGCUUUCCAGGGACGCGGACCGUCUGGUAGGACUCCCGGUACCGGUAACAUGGCCAAUAACCACGGUGUUGCUUCUCUCGAUGCCAUUAUUGGGGGAGGGGGACCAGGGGCAGCGCCCACCAUGGGAUUCAACAAUGCUGGUGAUACUGAGGAGGAAUUGUUUGCUCUACCGAUGAGCCCAAGAAGUCCCGAGAUGAAGAGGAGCCCAUUCAGCAUGCUUUAAGAGCGGUAUCGUGGGAAACAUGGCUGUUUUGGAAUCCAAACGCUGUGUUUUGUUUUUGCGAGGCGUUGGGCGAAUCGUGGGCGACAUUGCUUGAUAUAUAUAGAAGGAUUUCUAACGGGAUACAAGAGGCCCGGGAGGUUAUUACUUCUUGCUGGUCGUACAGAAGGGCGCUUCAGACUACGGGUUGAUAAAGGAGGCAUGUUCGCUUACGCGAGAGAUUGAGACGAUCAUGAGGAUGACUUGAUCAUUUGGAAGUAUAUACCGGCUCAUGAUGGGGCUCGAUAAGUCACAUCUAUAGCAGGCAAGACAUCGUCGAGCAGUAGAACGAAUGGUGUUGUUGAUGCUUGUCUACAGAGACUGCACAUGUUGCAUGUUCUCAUUGUAGCUUCAUGCUCUUUGAUAACCGUCAUGCUCAUAAUCGCAAGAUGAAAGUAACAUUGCUUGGGCAUAUUGCCCACCCCUUAGUCUGUGUGACUUCAACCUUUGCGCAGUGGCCUGACUCGAGGGUUGAUGAUCCGAGAGUCCUAUGUUUCUCCCCCAGUCAUAAACCCUACCAAGCGCCACACGACCACCACCCCCUAAAAACCCAGCAGCAUAAAAGCCCAUCAACCGCUUUCACCUCCAUCCACCAACCCUCCCCUCAUCCCACCUCUCCUUCUUCUCCUGCCUCAAGUACAAGCGCUUCCUAGCC